Austrofundulus limnaeus is the source of this 7208-nucleotide messenger RNA. RefSeq names its product E3 ubiquitin-protein ligase RBBP6. The transcript has 18 exons. Gene Ontology annotation, cellular component: nucleus. Gene Ontology annotation, biological process: mRNA processing; protein ubiquitination; ubiquitin-dependent protein catabolic process. Lineage: Eukaryota; Metazoa; Chordata; Actinopteri; Cyprinodontiformes; Rivulidae. Gene Ontology annotation, molecular function: ubiquitin protein ligase activity; zinc ion binding; nucleic acid binding. The record is from RefSeq and is a predicted model, not a curated record. The coding region runs from base 625 to 6087 and encodes 1820 amino acids.
GCUAAUAAAUCUUUUUCUAAAGAGUCAGGCAACUUUUUAAAUAGCCAUUUUGUGCUUGAGAGUACAUUAAAAUUCCUAAUCAGUUUUGCAAACACGUGUAAUCGUUUUGAAGUCUAGUAUUGCAAGGCUAUUUGAAGAGGCAGUUUAAAUAAUUGCUGACCAGCACUUUUGACCUUAUAGCCAUUUAUUUUUGACACUUUGUUUAAAUUGUUAGCAGUGCCUAAUGCAAAUUUAUUAGAAUUUUACAUUUAAAUCCCUAGCUGUUGAAUGGAAUUGACUGGUCAUUAAAAUCAUGUUAAGUCAACAUUGAAAGCUGUAAUAGUUUUAAUAAGAAAUAUUAUUUUAAGAAAUAGGGGUAAACUUGUUAAAUAAUUCAUAAAGGAACAGUAAAAUCAGUGUCCUUUAUUGUAAAACUGGCAGCAGGUUAUUUUAUAGACGUCUCACAAAGGUGUCCCUGGAAACAGUUAAGAUAAACAAGAGUUCAAGAUUUUAAAUGCCUCUUUGUUUUUGAGUCAGUCAGCAGAGCACAUUAUCUAGUUUAUGUCUUGGUUUAGGUGCUCGUUCACUUGCCUCUAGAAUUCUUGUGCUCCAAUCGGUAACAAGGUGCUAAUAUGUUGCGAAGACAUGAGUGGGACUGGACACAGAUGUGGUGGAAUACUGGGCUCUUCCAGUGUGUUUAGUAGAUAUGUUAACGUUUUUCAUUUAUAUACUCUGGUUCUCCUGCAGACGGAUUCUUCUCCUUCUUUGACUCUUGCCCAGCUUUCCAAGACCCCAAACUUGGUGGAUGCAAAUGCAUCUGAGGAGGACAAGAUUAAAGCCAUGAUGACUCAGUCGAUCCAUGAAUACGAUCCUAUCCAUUAUUCCAAAAAGGCGAUUGGACCGCCUCCUGCUAACUAUCUCUGCUAUCGCUGUGAGAAGGCUGGUCACCACAUUCGAAAUUGUCCCAUGGCGUUUCAGGAUAAAAAUUCCGAGGGUCCUAAACCAGUGAAAACCAGUAAGGGCAUACCACAGAGCUUCAUGGUGAAAGUGGAGCCAGGAGCCAAGGGAGCCAUGUUGACCAACACUGGAGAAUAUGCCAUACCAGCUAUAGACGCGGAGGCAUAUGCUCAAGGGAAGAAAGAGCGCCCUCCGUUUGUUCCUCGUGAACAGUCGUCAUCUGACGAUGAUGCAGACCCAAUCCCAGAUGAGCUGCUGUGUCCGAUCUGCAAUGACCUGAUGACUGAUGCUGUGGUUAUACCCUGCUGUGGAAACAGUUACUGUGAUGACUGUAUCAGGACUUUUUUGUUGGACUCAGAGGAGCACAUCUGCUUCACAUGCAAACAGUCGGAUGUGUCGCCUGAUAAUCUCAUUGCCAACAAGUUUCUUCGACAGGCUGUGAACAACUUUAGGAAUGAGACGGGUUACACCAAACGUGGACGCAAGCCCGUGCAGCACGCAGCCCCUCCUCCACCUCGCCCACAGUUAGUCAGGCCUCUGCAUUCGCGACAGCAGGACCCCCUUCUGGCCAAUUUGUCUCACCCUCCAUCAACAAGCCUACCUCCAGCAGCCCCUAAAGCAGAAGUCCCACCGCCUGCACUGUCUGCUGCUACAGCUGCUGCCACGCCUCCUACUCCUGUUGCUCCUGCAACGCCUAGUCCUCCUCAUGCUGCAGCCAUAGAAGAACGACAGGCUUCACCUGCACCAGCACCUGAACCUGAACCUGAACCUGUUGUUGACAGCCAUUCUCCUGAACACUCAAAGAGCCAGAGUGAGCCACCUCCUCCAGGAGAGGCUGAUCUAGAGCCAGCUGUGACUCAAGAAUCUGCAGGAACAUCAAAAAGUACUUCACAGAGUUACAGUUUACCUGUUAUUAGUCACCUACCACUUCCAAGGCCAAGUCAUUCAUCAGGUCACCAACCGAGGCCCAGCCAGCCCCAUAGAGGAGGAAACAGACACUGGUACAGAAGUAGAGGGGAGCAACCCUCUAGUCACCUACAGACAGCGUUACCUCCUGCACCCGCUCCUCAAGUUUAUCCAGCUCCCCUGUAUCCGGCCCCACCCCAGCCCUACCCUCCUACGUACAACGCUGGGCCUGGCCUUAUCCCCCCACCUGCCAUCAGUUUCCAGCCACAGCCGGUCUAUGCCCCUGUACCACCAGGACUCAACCCUCCCUGGGUUGCUCCCAGUGCCCCUCCUGCUCUUCUUCAGUUACCACCAUCUUUAAUGCAACCCCCUCUAUCUAAAGAGGAUUUCUACAGACAGAGGCACCAUCGACAGGACAAAGUUACAUCCAAACUGGAUGAAUUCACUAAAGACUUCCAUGAAGAACUUAUGAAAUACAGAAAUGCAUCAAAAAGAAGGAGACGGUCCUAUUCCAGGCCUCGAUCGUACAGCCGCUCUCCAUUCAGCCGCUCGAUAAGCCGCUCACCUUAUUCACGAUCUAGGUCAAGAUCCAGGUCUAGAUUACGAUCCAGGUCUUACUCUUUUUCUCCUGGUCGAUCCCGUUCACGGUCUCAUGGCCGAUCUUACCCCCGCUCACCUUAUUCUAGACGUAAUGGACGCAGCUUUGCACGUUCACGGACAAGGUCCCGCUCUCGUUCAAGGUCAUAUGGUUACCGACGCUCAGGCUCACCACGGUCGCCUCUUUCCUACCGUGGUGGGGGUUGGGAUGGAGCAGAAGGUGCCAGGCCCUAUAGGUCGAGGUCACGGUCUCCUGGCGGCUAUCAAAGCCGUAGCCCUGGUGGACGAAAGCCACCUCCUCGGGAAUUGCUGCCGUAUGACGUAAAGGGAGCCAGUCCUGGAGGCCAUGAGCGCUGGGACAGAGACCGAUAUCGACAGUGGGAGAAGGAGUACACAGACUGGUACAACAAGUAUUACAAAGACUACGACAACAAACAUCCUGCCCUGCAUCACAGAGGUCAUGGUAGUAGAGACAGGGAACGGGACAAAAUGUCGACAUCAUCCAGAGAUUAUUCGCCCCAGGGCAAAGGAAGACGAGGGAAAGACGAGCGAGUUGGUCCAYCUCACCAUCCCCCAUCUUCUGCUGCAUCAGGUACGAAGACCAGCUCUAAGAUCUUGAAGUCAAAGAAAAUCAAAAAGAAGAAGCCGGGAGAGGAACCUGAACCAUCACAACGAUCCAUGGAAAUAGGCGAUGCCACUCCUGUUAGGGAUGAACCAGUGAAUGAAGCAUCACAAAAUAAAACAUCCCCUCUCUCUUCAAGGCCUUCAGGGGCCACUGCAGCUCUUAAAGCUCCAGCUUCUAAAGGUGCAGCUGGUAAACCCACAACCAAAUUGACAUCUAAGGCUCAGUUGGAUAAAACAAAGAAUGAAAAGGGUCAAAAGGUGAAAGCUAAAGUGAAGACUGAGGCUGUGAAGUUGAAGAAAAAGACUGGCGAAGCUGUGUUGACCAAAAAGAAAGAUGCCUCAAUUCCCUCUUCUGUUACUAAACCAUUAAAGACUAUUAAAACCAAACCAGAGGAUGCUUCUAACUUAACUACACCUAAGAAGGAGAAGAGCAAAAGCUCCACUGUGCGGCCCGCCUUGGUGAAAACUCCACCAGCUUCCUCCCACAAUCUGCCUCUACCUCAUCAUUCUCUUCACGACGGCCCUCGAUCUAGCCACGAGUUACAGGGUAGAAGAGAUUUCUCAAAAGGUGAUGGUCACCUGCUCCAUCCCAGCAGACCCCUGAUGCCUCCUCGACCGCCAUCCCCAAUGGACAAUUGGAGGAGGAUGGGUGAGGAGGGUCGCUCUCUACUGGGACCCCCUCCUGAAAAAUUUAGGAGAAUGGAUGGACCUGGAGGGGAUGCCCCCUUUUACCUGCACCCCCAUCCACUCCCACUCCCACUCCCACUACCACUCCACAGGUUUCCACACCCUGGGGACAGGCCUAGUCUUCUCUCUUUGCCAAGUAUUCAUGAGCUGGGCCGUGGAGAUAUGAAUCGAGGAUCCAUUAGACCUUCAAUGGACAUUCAGAAGCCACUGAGGAAAAUCAAGUUGAAUAGAGAUCUGGGGCGAAGAGGCAGUAUUGAGAGAGCCCCCUCUGACAGGACAGGUCCUGACAAGACAACCUCUACCUCUGAUCGGUCAGCUGCUGCACCUGAAGGAGACAGAGUCAGGAGUUCAUUAGAGCCAGCUGGCAGGAAGGAGCGAUCAGCAUCUGCCGAAAGGGCUGUCUCCAGAGAAAGACCAGGCAGUGCAGGAGAAAGACGCUAUGGCUCAAACCGUGAGCAGGACAGAAGCUCAGGUCAGGAUAGAGAGCGAGACAGACAUUUUGCUUCUGACAGAGGCAAAGACUUAGGUUCUGACAGAGACAGAAGCAAAGACUUGGGUUCCGACAGAGACAGAAGCAAAGACUUGGGUUCUGACAGAGACAGAAGCAAAGACUUGGGUUCCGACAGAGACAGAAGCAAAGACUUGGGUUCUGACAGAGACAGAAGCAAAGACUUGGGUUCCGACAGAGACAGAAGCAAAGACUUGGGUUCUGACAGAGACAGAAGCAAAGACUUGGGUUCCGACAGAGACAGAAGCAAAGACUUGGGUUCUGACAGAGACAAAAGCAAAGACUUGGGUUCUGACAAAGACAAAAGCAAAGACUUGGGUUCUGACAAAGACAAAAGCAAAGACUUGGGUUCUGACAAAGACAAAAGCAAAGACUUGGGUUCUGACAGAGACAGAAUCAAAGACUUGGGUUCUGACAGAGACAGAAUCAAAGACUUGGGUUCUGACAGAGAGAAGGACAACGCUUCUGAAUCAGGAUCACAGAAGGCAGUAAACAAAGACACAGAGGGAGAGAAGUUGGUAAAAAAUGAACGKAAAAGCUCCACAGGUGGAAGUGGAGGAGGGAGGUCUGUCUCUGUGGAUAAAAUGACUAUCGGAGAAAAAUCUGCCAUUACCAAGAAAAUGGUAGAGCAGGAGAAACCAAGCAUUUCAUCCAAGGAGAAAGGCAUUGGGCCUGAAAGAAUCACUAAAUCUGACAGGAGCRCAUCCAAGGACAGAACGGCAAAGAGUGCCCCCUCAGGAGAAAAACCAGCUGCUGCACAAAAAGAAGGAGCCAAAGAGGGUCAUGAGACGGCCGUGAAGAGAAAACCCAGAAUCAGUCGUAAGGCUUUAACCAGCCAUGCUGCGAGCUCUAAGUCAACUAAAGAGAAAAGGCAAGAUUUAGAAAAAGACCAGAAGAAUUUAUCUUCUAAGCCCGCAGAGCAGCCUUCGUCCAGCCCUGUGAGCAGUCAUAAUCGCAGCCCGAGUGUCAGCCCGGCCAGAGAGGAGCCGCUCAUUCAGGCACCUCCACGCUCCAAGUGGGAGAGGGAAGAUGACGAGGAAGGCUUGGAGGAUGGUCCUGCUGCACCCGCCAAAGAACCCUCACCGGUGGUGCAAAAGAGCCGACGAGAGGGGCAACACGAAGUCCCGAAGGCUAUCAAGAGCGAAGUCAGGGAUGCUUCGAAGGAGGAGAAGAAAGGAGCUGUGAGGGAGAAGUGGAAAGCUCCGAGGGAGGAGGGUAAUGGUGGCAGGACUUCACACACAGAUUUGGACAAACCACCCAAAUCCAAAAUUGUGAGGGAGGAGGGGAGAGGAGCGAAAGAGGAGAGACGAGCUUCAGCCAAAGAAGAGGAGAAAAGAGGAGGAGGACGAGAGGAGGGCAGAGGAGCAGAGAGUCGUAACCUCGAGCCCAGGAGGCAGCGCUUGUGCUCCGACCUGACACGCGAAACAGACGAGGCAGCGUUCGUGCCGGACUACAGCGAAGGCGAGGGCUCUGAGCUGGAGAGAGGGAGGAGCGGCAGCCAGAGUCCCUCACCAGACCAGCAGUCCCUCAGCCCGUCUGCGAGCAACCACAGCGGCUCUGCCGCCACCACCACAGUCGAAAAGAAGAAGAAGAAACACAAGAAGGAUAAAAAACACAAGAAGCACAAGAAACACAGCAGCCAGGACAAAGAAGGAGAGACUCGGCAGCACAAGCACAAGAAACGCAGCAGCCAGGAUAAAGACGGAGAGCCCCGGCAGCACAAGCACAAACACAAGAAGAAGAAACACAAAAAGAACAAAGAAAAAGAGGUGGAGGAAGAUGGGAAGAAGGAGAAAAAAGAGGAAGAGGCUCCAUGUGAAGAGGCUUGAUUGCCAAAUGUUAUGACCUUCUUGGCUGUAAUUUUUUUUUAAGAACUAACUGUGAGCUCCUCUUCUCCAGGAUCUCCUCUAAGSGGGGACAGGUGUUCCUGACCCCUAGCAAGAGCCGCUUCGCUGUUCAUCUUCCUGCUGCCGCUCCAAACAGAGAUGGGCAUUUGUUGUGCCUGAAAUGGCUGCUGGGGUCUCUCAAAGUGCUGAUGGGGAUCACAAAGAACUCUGGAGAGAUGUUGCAAAGCCCCCAAUAUAUUCAGCUAAAAGCCGACCUGAAAAGACUGAUAAAUGAUUACACAGCAAUCAGUCUAAUUGAUAAGAAUAACGAGCAYUGUACUCAGGGAUGUGAUUGCUUCUUGUUGAAGAAGAAUUGAUUUUCCUCUUCCUUUUUGAUUUGUUUGUAAAUAAAAAUGUUUGUUUCGUAUCAUUUUGUCUUGGUUUGAUGACACCGCAGUUUGCUUGCCAGGGCUUAAAUAUUGAAUGACUGUCAUCGCUUAAAUUUCAAUAAUUGGCUCUUUUUCUUUGGAGGACUUUACUAGCAGUUUUGCAUGUUUUAGCACAUUAACUCAAAAUGAUGAUUCUUAGUUAUUUCUAAUAAUUCUCAACUUUAAAAAAGUUUUUUUAAGUGCUUAUUUGUUUUGGAUAGUACUUUUUUUUUCAUUUGUUGGAAAAUAAACCAAAUAUUUUUUGUUUAAACAUCCAUUUUAAGCAAGAUUAUAGCUUUGCUAAAUGAUUAUUUUAUUGUCUGCCUGAAAAAAGAGAAAAAAUGUAACGGAAUGAAAUAUUAAUGGGCUAAAACUUAAGAGUCUAGUAGUGUUCUUGAAGCAGAUGGUUUAAUGUUUUCCACACUGGAUUGUGUAAAUUAAGGAUGUUUAUUUAAUGACAAAUCAGUCUUCAUGUUUUUGUUCCUCUAAGCUGAAGUAACUGUCAUGUCGGUGAGUGAAUGUAGUGGUGUGAAAGUGAAAUAUGUUGGAAAUGUGACUAAAGUGCAGGUGUUGUUACCAACAUGUUCCCCCUUUUUUUUUUACUAAAAAGAAUUGACUUCAUAUUUUGAGUGUUGCAUUUUUCUUUAAGUUUAAAGUAUUUUCGUUUUAAGUCUAAAUAAAAAAAGUUCAUAUUAA